Molecule: messenger RNA, 3113 nt
Organism: Pollicipes pollicipes
Lineage: Eukaryota; Metazoa; Arthropoda; Thecostraca; Pollicipedomorpha; Pollicipedidae
Product: sushi, von Willebrand factor type A, EGF and pentraxin domain-containing protein 1
Exons: 13
Coding region: 120-2318 (732 amino acids)
Source: RefSeq, a predicted model, not a curated record
GUCGCGCGGCGUGCACGUGAGCGCAGACGGAGGGGACCGCACAGGAGCACCGCACGCCAGUCGAGCCCGGAGGCGCACAGCGCAGACCUCGGGAGCGCGCGCAGCGCCAGCACAGAGCCAUGCUGGUCCAGGCGGCGCUGGUGACCGCGCUGGUCGGUCUAGCCUGCGGGUGCGGAUUUCCGGGAGCGCCGGCGCACAGCACGGUCACGUUCUCGACGGACGCCAUCGGAGUCGGCACGGUCGCCACGUACACGUGCGACCGCGGCUUCGAGCUGCUCGGACCGGCCAGGAAGGAGUGCCAAGGCAACAGCACGUGGGCGCCGGCCGGCAUUCCGUUCUGCGUCAUCAACGUGGCGGCCGGCAAGGCGCCCAUGCAGUCGUCCACGGCGCAGGGAGGCAUCCCCCAGAAGGCGGUGGACGGCAGCACGAGUGGCUUCUUCAACCCCAAGACGUGCACGCUGACCGAGCAGGAGACGUCGCCGCUGUGGUACGUCAACCUGCUGGAGCCGUACAUGGUGCAGCUGGUGCGACUGGACUUCGGACGCUCGUGCUGCGAGGACAACAUUCCGGCCACCAUUGUGGUGCGGGUCGGUAACAACAGACCGGACCUGAAGAUCAACCCCAUCUGCAACCGUUUCACUGGCUUCAUGGAAGAGGGCCGUCCCCUGUUCCUGCCAUGCAACCCGCCCAUGCCUGGGGCGUUCAUCUCGGUCCACCUCGAGGGACCGCCCGGCCAGAUGCUCUCCAUCUGCGAGGCCUUCGUCUACACCGAUCAGGCGCUGCCGAUCGAGCGGUGCCCCCAGUUCCGGGACCAGCCGCCAGGCAGCACCGCCACCUACAACGGCAAGUGCUACACCUUCUACAACCAGCAGCCGCAGAGCUUCGCCGAGGCGCAGGAGUUUUGUCAGGGUCGCGGCGGCACGCUGAUCGACGAGACGAACCCGGCGCUGCAGGGCUUUCUCAGCUGGGAGCUCUGGAGGAGACACAGGGAGGACCCGAACGGCCAGUACUGGAUGGGAGCCGUGCGCGACCCGCAGAACCCCGGCAACUGGAAGUGGAUCAACGGUCAGGACCUGGGCGUCAGCUUUUGGAGCCUGCCCGGCGGCCAGGAAAACUGCGCUCGCUUCGACGGCACCAAGGACUGGCUCUGGUCUGACACCAACUGCAACCUCCGACUGAACUUCAUCUGCCAGCACCAGCCGCUGACCUGCGGCAAGCCGGAGCAGCCGCCCAACUCGACCCUCAUCGCGCCCGACUUUAACGUGGGCAGCCGGAUCGCCUACCGCUGCGAGGAGGGCCACCUGCUCUCGGGGCCCGAGGAGCGCGAGUGCCUGUCCACCGGCUUCUACAGCGCAUACCCGCCCACCUGUAAAAACCUGCAAUGCGGCAUGCCGGCGAGCAUCAAGCACGGCCGUUACAGCCUGGUGAACGACACGCGGGGCUAUAUGUCCAUGGUGGUGUACGAGUGCGAUGAGGACUUCGUUAUGGUCGGCCGCAACGAACUCAUCUGCGACGUCGACGAACGCUGGGGUGGCCCUCCCCCGCGCUGCGAACCCGUCUUCUGCAAGGAGCCGCCUGCGAUUCUGAACGGCGGCUUCCGCGUCUCCACCAACUCGACCAUCGUCGGCACCCUCGUGGAGUAUUACUGCUUAGAUGACCGGUUCACCCUGACCGGGCCUCGCACGCUCCGCUGCAUGCGCGACGGGACUUACAAUCAGGAGCCUCCAGUGUGCCGAGCCGGAGACGCCGUGGCCGUGGCCGGCGCAGGCGUCAUCAGCUUCGGCCGACCGGAGGAGAACGAGAUCCCGGACACGGUGAACAUCCGGCAGAACGCGCCCGGUGUGCGAGAGCCGGCCAACACGCUCGACGAACGCUCGACCGGACCCAAGCUGCACAUGGGCGGCAUCAUUGCCUUGAGUGUGUUCGGAGGAUUUGUCUUCCUCGCUGCAGUGGUCACCACCAUCGUGAUCCUGAUCCGGAGGAACCGCGGCUAUCAUCAGCGCCGCUCGCACCCUAACGCUAACUCCAGCAGCUACUCUACUGAGUCAGAGACCCACGGUCUGAACAAGUACUACAAGCGCGCGUGGGAAAACCUCCAGUCUAGCGGACGCCAGGAGCGAAAGUCGGGAAGUGGUGGCAAGUCGCGCGGAGAGCCGACCAUGCGUUCUGAGAUGUACCGCGACGCCAGCGAGCUGACCGUGGCGGACGUGGCGCACAUGUACCGUGGCGAGGACAAGCGACGCCACCACCACCACCACCACCGACACCACCAUAAGGACGAGCACGAUCGCGCGGAAAGGCACAGUCGCAAGCAGUGAGCAGCGCCACCUAUACGGGCUCAGUGACGCCGUUGUGCGGAGAAAACCUGAACCAUGUCUGGCAAAGUCGCAAGAUUCCGCAAGACCCGAUGAGGGCUGGCGGGUGGUUAAGGCGCAGAGGGCCCCACCCCGGGUGCAGAGGGCCGUGUUAACACCCACGUGGAGUCUGUGGUGGACGCGCUCGCGCCGGACAGCGUAGGUGACGCCGGGCAAGCCGAGUUUCGCGGCGCGGCGUGUGGAGGGGCCGCGGAAUUCGGCAAGUCCCGCUUCGUGACGUCAUCGCAGUGCCUGUGUCGGCCGUGCGUUUCCGCGUCGUAUACCGCACUGUGAGGCACUUGGCCCCAUCUGACCGAGGAAUGAGGUGGGGCUGAACUUCUCACGAUCUACUGAAUUUCCGCCAAGAAAGCACAUUACAAAUGAAGCUUGUCCACACACAUCUUUAUGGUAGAACUUUGUAUAGCAGGAUGCGAAAAUAUGAUCACUUAUUAUCAGCGCAACGCAUCCUUCCCUGCGCGCAUUUGUCAGAAAUGUUGGAGUUGACCAGACGUUUGGUCGUUGUUGAUAAUGUCCGAUGCCUUUAAUCAGCUCGUGAGUACGCGAGGCAUCAUGUGGUCAGUGGCGUCGUGUUUCGCUUCGGCAAUUACUGGGACGCUGGAUGUUGUACAUAAAUGUGAUAUUGCCUACUGAUUUGUGUAAGCUGAGUGUUCCGUUAUGUUUGCGCGUGUGAUUCAGCACUAUUUAUUGCAAAUGAGAUGGUAGGUGAAUGUAGCGCAAUUAUAAACGAAUUCGAUGGAA